Ectocarpus sp. CCAP 1310/34 is the source of this 519-nucleotide messenger RNA. Lineage: Eukaryota; Phaeophyceae; Ectocarpales; Ectocarpaceae. The record is from the annotation of a GenBank genome assembly.
AUGUGGCGUUGGUUCACCUACGAGGAAGAAUACCCGGGAGCAGAGUCGAAACAUGAUUCAAACCACGUAGUCGCACGCCAACCCAGCAGCAGCAGCAGAGGGCGGCUUUCCGCUAAAUCCCCGCAUAGCGGCAGUAAUGAUGGCACCGAGGGCGACUCAGACGUGGCACCGACGCUCGACACCUGGAUCCACCUGCUUACUGGAGGCAUGGGUGACUAUGUGCGCCAGAGUUCGGGUGGGCCGGCCGCCCUUGUCGCUGCGUUUCGAGGCUACCACCUCCGUGAGCGCCUACGCCGCCUUCCCGCGAGGGAGGUGGAGAAGCACAUAUUGGGCUUGCACAACAACGCUAGCGGCUUCCGGCGGGUGGGCCUCUUCUUGCUGUUUUCCGGGCUGUACUUCACGUUGGUAUUCUAUGUGGCUUUCCAGCCCUCUGUGCAGCAGGCGCUGAGGGAUCAUGUUGCCGCAGUGAGUCUCGGGGAGGGGGGGCUGGGGGCGGGGCAGCCGUGGCAAUCGUUCUAG